This is a messenger RNA of Gadus chalcogrammus (walleye pollock), 3776 nucleotides long. RefSeq names its product phosphatidylinositol glycan anchor biosynthesis, class V (gene pigv). The record is from RefSeq and is a predicted model, not a curated record. Gene Ontology annotation, biological process: GPI anchor biosynthetic process. Bases 351 to 1871 code for a protein of 506 amino acids. The transcript is spliced from 3 exons. Gene Ontology annotation, molecular function: GPI mannosyltransferase activity; alpha-1,6-mannosyltransferase activity. NCBI's taxonomy places the organism in Eukaryota, Metazoa, Chordata, Actinopteri, Gadiformes, Gadidae. Gene Ontology annotation, cellular component: endoplasmic reticulum membrane; mannosyltransferase complex.
UAAAAGACAUUUGUUCGGUAACUUUUAUUUUGAAGUUCGAGUUGAGAAAGAACCGGAAGUGAACAUUUCAAUUGAAACCUCUGCCGCUGCUGCAGAACGAGGACAUGAAAACAAUGAGAUCGUCGUGCGUCAAGAUGGGAAGUUAAAAUGUCAUUGAUGCUAAUCGUCUGUUUUGCUUUGUCCGAAAGUGUAAGACCAAAUAGCCAUGUUCUGAUUGACUCCAUGUUGUCUCGAAUUAAAAAGAUGAUGGGCUGAACAUUCAUCUUGCACCAUUCUGGCCCUUGUCUAUCAGCUGGUGCAAUGCAUUUUAUAACCAACCUUUGGCCAACAUUAUCUUGUUUGUUGUGACCAUGGAUGUCAGAGUAGUUCUACAUUUCGCCAUCGUUACAAGAGCUCUGUCUCUGUUGUUGCAGGCUCUGUUAAAUGCUGCCAUUCCCGAUCAUGAAGCCGAUGCCUUCAGACCCCCAAGAGUCGAGGAGCCUCUGUAUUUGGACUCUGCUGUGGAGUGGUGUUUUGGCGGACUUUCUCAUUGGGAUGCCGAGCAUUACCUCUUCAUUGCCGAGAGAGGUUACCUGUAUGAGCACAACUUCGCUUUCUUCCCCCUUCUCCCGGUGAUUCUGCGCGGCCUGGCGGAGACGCUGCUGUGGCCCCUCAGCGGUUGGCUGUCGGUGAGGGGAAGGCUGCUCCUAGCGGUUGCUGUGGGCAACAGUGCCCUCUUCCUUCUGAGCGCUGUAGCGUUGUAUGCAAUGAGCAGAGUCGUUCUGCAGGACAGGCGCCUGGCUCUCCUCUCCAGCCUGCUGUACUGCCUCACUCCCGCCAACGUCUUCAUGACCUCGGGCUACUCGGAGAGCUUGUUUGCCGCGCUGACCUUCGGCGGCCUCUUCCUCCUGGAGAAAGGCUUCACCUUCAGGGCCUGCCUCGCCCUGGGCAUCGCCACGGCGGCGCGGUCCAACGGCCUGGUGAACAUCGGGUUCCUGCUGUACCUGCCGUCGCUGAACGCGCUGUCCCAGAUCCGCGCGUACCGCACCACGACCACGGGCCGCGGCAAGGCGCUCCGCUACGCGUGGGUCGUGGCGCGCCUCCUGGUCACCUCGCUGCUGGGCACGGGCCUCAUAGCGCUGCCCUUCUGCGCGUUCCAGUACUACGGCUACCGGACGUUCUGCACGCCGUCCACCGCCCUGGAGCGCGUCCCGCCGGCGCUCGUCUCCCUGGCCAGGAGGAAGGGCUACCGGAUGCCCGACGAGAACGGACCGCCGCCGCUGUGGUGCAUGAGGCCGCUGCCGCUGCUCUACUCCCACAUCCAGGACGUGUACUGGGACGUGGGCUUCCUGCGCUACUUUGAGCUGAGGCAGAUCCCCAACUUCCUGCUCGCCCUGCCCAUGGCCAGCCUGGGCAUCAUGGCGGCGUACGCGUACUACCAGGCCAACCCGGACAUGUGCCUCAGACUGGGGCUCUGGGAGAGCGCCCGGAGGCGCCUGGACAAGCCCACGCCGGGGUUCUUCAACCCCAAGGUGUUUGUGUACGUGGUGCACUCCACGGCCCUUUUGAUAUUCGGGACGUUGUGUAUGCACGUUCAGGUUCUGACCAGAUUCCUGGCGUCGUCCACGCCCGUCCCUUUCUGGAUCAGCGCUCAUCUCCUCCUGCUCAACGAACCGCUGCUGCACCGGCGGAAGACGUCGGUGCCCAAUGUUCAGCUGCGGGCGCACGACACGUCGAGGAGCGGGGCCACAAACCCGCUCCACAACCCCGUCAGUGCACUGCUCCCCCACUGGAGGCACUGCUCAGCCACCACCCAAUGCAUCCUGGGCUACUUCUUAUCUUACUGGGUGCUUGGCUUGGCGCUUCAUUGCAAUUUCUUGCCCUGGACUUAACACACUACACGCCUAUUUACUCCUAAUGCAAUACUUUUCAGUGAGGGCUGGGGGGGGGUCUUAUUUUACAAUUUAUUGCUAUAAGUCUUUUUAUUUCUCAUAAUCAAAUCACAGUUUAAGCGUACAGUGUGGAGGAUUUAGUGGCAUCUAGCGUCGAGGUUGCAUAUUGCAUCAAACUGAGUUCCCCCACCUCCCCUUUGCCCCAACUCUACCUUUCCAAAGACGUAACUCUGGCCUGUAAGGGGCCAGUAACAGCAGUAGUAGGAUUAAGUAGUUGUUUUCCAAAAGGUUGUCAUCUUCUAUGAAAGCAUUGAGUAGCAAACCUUCAAGUGAUGAGAUUCCUUGAUGGAUUUAUAAUUCGCAUGUAAAAGUAAGGUCAACGUUUAUAAGUAAGAUAGUGUUUAUGAUUUUUUAAAUUCUCUAGAGCCCAUAGUCCAUUCUAGAAACAUGUCGGUGCACUAGGCAAGCUCUGUGGAAGAGUACCCGCUCCCUUUGUAGAUAAAAGGCCUAUUCUAAGGUAACAGAACACAACUAUGUAUAUUUCCAUGGGAUUAUACACUUCAAACAUACUUAUGAUACUUUAUCCAUUUCUGCCAAGUCCGUUCCGCUAUGCCACUAAUUCUACAUACUACACCUUAAAAGGUCAAAGCCAUAAAGUAAGGACUUAAUUGCAUGAUAUUUCAUUACCAACUCUCCAUAUAAAAUAAAUGGCAACCAAUUACUUAAAAUACAGUGACAGGAUUAUUAGUAAUUAUAUUUUUCUUUCGUUUCAAUUGUGAUUCAUCAUUGCAUUUCCACAGCUUUCUCAAAUGUCGCAGCUAGGAGGUUUCUGGAAAUAAAAACUUGCGUGCUCGCAAAAAAGUUACUUUAAACUUUUUGCUUUCACAUUUAUUUAUGUCUGAGAUAUCCUUAUCUUCUCAGAUAUGUCUCAUUCGAAAAAAAAAAAUUAAAUAAUGGAGAGGGAUAAUCUGGUAAUCAAUAUUUGUAAAGUUUUAUGUUGAAUCAAGUACGUUUGUUAUUUCAUCACAGUGGUGGUCUCAAAUAGCCUCACAGGCCAACAUGAUGCAACACGGCCCUGAAAAGGGGAAGGGAAAACUCCCUAAAACCAAAGGGAAGUGGCCUUGCAAUGACCAACUGCAUUUAUGACGAAUGGGCUGUCAAAUGGUUACAAAAAAAUAAUUAUUAAUCUCGGAAGAUUUCAAUGUGAUUAAAUAUGUUAAUUAAGUAACAAUCUAUUACUAAAUGAGGCAUCACAGUGGUGGUUCAUCCUAAAAUCCAUUGAUAAAAGCCCUAUCAUACUGUAUUACUAAAGUUACAAACUGGGUUUCGGUGGCGAAACUUUAUAUCUGGGAGAAAUUACCGUUUAUCGCCAAAGGUGUCGCUGAUGAAAAUGCAAAAAGAAAAAAGGUUAAUUAUUAUCUGGAUUAUUUUUAAUCUAAACAAACUAGUGAUACAUGUCUACGCAUAUAAAAAAAACAUAACUGCUUAACCUAUAGUUGAAAAUGUAAUUGGUCUACAACUUUUUGGUCUUACAAUGAGGCUCUAUGGAUUAUUGCAUUAUUAAUUUAGCCGUCAUUAACCAAUAAAAGAAACAUGCAUCAGAUAGGAAGGUGAGUAAAAAGGGGAGUAUGUUAUGGUACAAUGUAGAUUAGGAGUAGCCUGAGGGAUAGAGACAAAUUCGCAUAUGCAAAAUCAAGUAAAUAAACCAUGAGCUCGCCUGCGUUUCUUUCACAAUGUUUCUCCAGAUAGUUUUUUCUGCCCUCUACUGUUCUGUUUUUAGGAAGCAUAAACCAGCUUCAACGGCUCAACAAACAAUCGACUUCCAUUUCAAGCAUUGAAACACAUUAUUUCUUCCCAGAUGAGAAGAUUUUUUACUUAAACAUAACUAAAUGUGCAAUAACCUUU